Hordeum vulgare subsp. vulgare (domesticated barley) is the source of this 570-nucleotide messenger RNA. Its product is annotated as mitochondrial substrate carrier family protein B-like. The transcript has 5 exons. The record is from RefSeq and is a predicted model, not a curated record. Bases 1 to 570 code for a protein of 189 amino acids. Lineage: Eukaryota; Viridiplantae; Streptophyta; Magnoliopsida; Poales; Poaceae.
AUGAGCUUCAGUGGCAAAGACGACUCGAUCUACGACAAGCCAAGCAUGCUCAUGCGCUCACCUCCUCUAGACAUGAAAACCACCAGGUAUUACAAGGGCAUCUUUCAUACGUUGUCCACAAUUUGUAAGGAAGAGAGUGGCAGAGGAUUGUAUAAAUGCCUUGGGGCCACAUUAUUUUUACACGGAGUUGGACCGGGUAUAGCAAUCAACUUUUAUGUAUAUGAAUCCUUGAGGUCUCAUUGGCAAAUGGAAAGGCCGAAUGAUUCCAUUGUUGUUGUGAGCUUGUUUUCUGGGAGUCUAUCUGGUAUUGCGGCGUCGACAGCUACAUUUCCCCUUGAUCUUGUAAAGCGACGUAUGCAACUACACGGGGCGGCUGGGACAUCGCAAAUCGAAAAAUCAAGCAUAACUGGAACCAUCCGCCAAAUCCUUCAAAAGGAAGGUCCUCGUGGCUUCUAUCGAGGCAUAGUCCCUGAGUACCCGAAGGUUGUUCCUAGCGUUGGGAUCGCGUUCAUGACCUACGAGGUACUGAAGAGCAUGCUCUCCAGCAUUGAUGGGGAUGAUGAGAAUUAA